Messenger RNA from Styela clava, 1967 nucleotides. RefSeq names its product papilin-like. The record is from RefSeq and is a predicted model, not a curated record. Gene Ontology annotation, molecular function: serine-type endopeptidase inhibitor activity. Lineage: Eukaryota; Metazoa; Chordata; Ascidiacea; Stolidobranchia; Styelidae.
GGCUUUGGCCAUAUUAAUGACAUUUCUGCUUCACAUACCUAUAUUCAAUACAAAAGAUUUAACAAACUAUUGUAUAAUAAUAAUGAAGGGACUCAAACUGAAUUAUGGAUUUAUAUUUCUUGCCUGUUUCUGCGGAUUCUUUCUUGGAAGCACAAUUGCAGCUAACAAUCCAUACUGCUCAUAUCCGAAAGACAGAGGUCCGUGCAAGGCAGCGAUAGAUCGAUAUUAUUUCAAUUUCGUAACGAAAAAAUGCGAAAUGUUUCCAUACGGUGGAUGCAAAGGGAAUGGUAACAACUUCAGGAGUAUUGGAGAAUGCCAGCAAGAAUGUAUCGAAGUUUGUGAACAGCCAAAGGAACAGGGACCAUGCGAAGCAGCAAUACAACGAUAUUUUUACAAUACUGAUACCAGAAUGUGCGAACUGUUCCGUUACGGUGGAUGUCAAGGGAAUGAUAACAAUUUCGCAAGCGCACUGGAAUGCGAACGAAAAUGCACCAACAUUUGUUUAUUACCUGCUGAUAAGGGGCCAUGCGAGGGUCUAGAAAAGAGGUAUUUCUUCGAUAAGGCCAGAGGAAUGUGCUCUAUUUUUACGUAUGGAGGAUGCGAAGGAAACUCGAACAAUUUUAUGUCAUUGAAAGACUGUAGAAAAACAUGUCGUGACAUGAAUCCGCACUGUUUGGAGCCCAAAGGGAGGGGCGAGAAAGUGGACAAAUAUGAAGUAAGAUGGAUGUACGAGAGCGCGGAAAGAAAAUGUGUUCCCUUUGUUUACGGAGGAAAAGGCGGCAAUAACAAUAAUUAUAUGACCAACAAAGAAUGCAAAGAAAAAUGUCCAAUCGAUGACAUGUGCAAAAUGGAAAUGGAGGUUGGUUCUUGUGAUAGAAAUCUGGAAAGAUGGUAUUACGAUUAUAUUGAUGAAAAAUGCAAGCAAUUUGCUUAUGGUGGAUGCUUUGGAAAUAGUAAUAAUUUCCAGUCUAAAUUGGAAUGUGAAAGAAAAUGUCCUCUAAAAACAGAGUCUGUUUGCUCAAUGUUACCAGACGAAGGCCCCUGUGAUAAAUGGGAACCGAGAUAUUACUUUGACGAUUUACUGAAAAAAUGUAAUCUCCUCGUAUAUGGAGGAUGCGGAGGCAAUGCUAAUAACUUUUUCACAAUGGACGAUUGUAAUGCGCGUUGUCCUGAAGAGGAAGAGGAUAUUUGCCUGUUGCCAAAGGAUCUUGGUGAUGGUGGUAAAGUGAAAGACGAAAAUGUCGAGCCAAUGGAUCGUUAUUAUUACGAUAGUGAAAAACAAAAAUGCCAAUACUUUCAAUACAGUGGGAGUGGAGGAAACGCUAAUAAUUUUCGUUCAUUCAGACAAUGCCAACUUCAUUGUCCCGUUAAAAGUAGAUGUGCAGAGCCUUUGAAAAGAGGAAGCAAUGGCAAGAGUGAUUUACGAUGGUAUUUCAAUAUUGAAACUCUUGAAUGCGAAUUGUUUGUUUAUGAGGGUGCAGGUGGCAACAAAAAUAAUUUCGACAGCAAACGAGAGUGUCAGAAUACUUGCUGGGAAUGCGACAAGGCUUCAGACUCCGGUUUUUGCAAUGGACUCAACAGACGUUGGGCUUACGACGCUUCAUCGAAAAAAUGUAACGGUUUCAUCUACGGCGGAUGUGAAGGAAAUGCCAACAGAUUCAAGAGUUUGUCGGAGUGUGACAAAAAAUGCAAAUAAUGAAAUGUUGUUGUAACUUAUUGUAAAAACUGUACAGAUAAUGCCAUCUACUCAGUCGAAUCAUCGGUUAACUAUCCUUGAUACAAAUUUUGUGAACAGUUGAAAUUAAGCCUUGACUUUUUGUGUGUUGUUACUCUAUUCUGAAGCUAUCAUGCGACCAGCACAAAUGUAUAACUAUAUCAAAACUUGAUCUAUCGUUAUCACAUAAAAUACACUAUUUUGCUGCUUUAUUGAUAUUACAAUAACUGUAAUCACUAGAAUCAAUAUGUCA